Messenger RNA from Seriola dumerili (greater amberjack), 3251 nucleotides. It is a transcript of the gene wdcp, whose product is annotated as WD repeat and coiled coil containing. Lineage: Eukaryota; Metazoa; Chordata; Actinopteri; Carangiformes; Carangidae. Bases 129 to 2363 code for a protein of 744 amino acids. Gene Ontology annotation, molecular function: kinase binding. The transcript has 4 exons. The record is from RefSeq and is a predicted model, not a curated record.
AACGUUGGAGACACAUUUCAACCGGCAAAACAUAAACAUAACUAAACUGGAAACUCUCAACUUUCAGUGUCUCACACGGAUUCCACAUGAGAUGGUUGUGAUUUUUAAGACUCUUCAUACCUGCCAGGAUGGAUCUUGGUAAGGCAAAGCUGCUUAGGACUGGUCUCAACACUCUACACCAAGCUAUUCACCCUGUGCAUGGGAUAGCAUGGACGGACGGCAAGCAGGUCUGCCUGACAACUUUCUACUUCAUCAAUGGUGAGGUGAAGUUUGGGGACACCAAUGUUAUUGGGCAGUUUGAGCAUGUCUUCGGGCUCUUCUGGGGCCCGCUGUGCUGCUCUGACUCCCCUGCUUUGCUGGCUGUUCAGCACAAGAAACAUGUUACCGUAUGGCAACUGCAGCUCAGCGCUCUGGAGCAGAACAAGCUGCUGUGCACUCAGACCUGUGAGAUGAGUGAGCCUUUCCCCUUGCUCUCCCAAGGCUGUGUGUGGCAUCCUAAACUGGACAUGCUUGCUGUGCUGACCAAGAGGGACACGUCUGUGCUGUUUUCUGUCAGGCUGGACAACAGGAGAAUCAAAGCAGACAUCAAAGGUAGUGGACUCAUCCACUGUGCAUGCUGGACUAAGGAUGGCACACGCCUGGUGGUGGCUAUAGGUAGUGCUCUACACUCUUACAUCUGGAAUGACAUCCAGAAGAGUCUGGUGGCCUGCUCCUUCUGCCCCAUCUUUGAUGUUGGGGGCUACAUCUGUGCUAUCGAGGCCACCGGGGAGGCACAAGUAGCUGUGGCCACAGAGCUGCCUCUGGACAAAAUCUGUGGGUUAAAUGCUGGCAUAGCCUUUGACAUGACGUCAGAGACAGCAUCCCUGCAAGGCCAAGGCUCACAUGUGGUCAUGUCAGAUGAAGACAGCCUUGUGGACUCAAGGAGGAGAUCCUUUGAGUCAGAGAGGUCCUACAUCUCCAGCUCAGGUCCUCUGGAUCUCACCCACCUCCUAGCGAGGCACCGUCGCUCUGACCCCAGCCCCCUUAUCCACUUGCGGCGCAGAGACACUUUGACAGGCUCUGGACAGGACUCCUCACACCUCAUCCUGGUCACGUAUGAGCGCAAAGUCACCACCACCCGUAAAGUCAGCAUCCCUGGGAUUCUGGUCCCGGACAUUGUUGCUUUUGACCCACGUGGUUCCACAGUUGCAGUGGCCUCCAACACCUGCAACAUGGUGCUUGUGUACUGCAUCACAUCCUCCGCAAUGCCGAACAUUCAGCAGAUCUCUCUGCAGACGAACGAGAGGCCUAAAGGAGUCUGCUUCCUCAAUGACAAGAUGCUGCUGUUGAUGGUCGGCAGGCAGAAGUCCAACGAUCCUGCAUUCCUCCCAUCUUCUAACACAGAUAAAUAUAUUCUCCAUCUAAUAGCCAAAGAGUUGAUGUACAAUGGAGACACUCCUAUCACACCACCCCCCUCUACUCACAACCAUGAGUCCACUUCUAACCUCUGCGCAGGGAUUAGGAGGCACUCUGAGCACCUAUGUAAGGAUGACAGGGAGCGCCCAGGGAUAAAGGACUUGGUGUUGCCCGGAGGGGGAGUACUUCGUUCACCAGCGAACAGGCGGAGGCUGGUGGAGGAGGUGAGGAGCGGCGAGCCAAGCCCUGUCACCAGCUCUGUGGACUUCUCUGACCGAGCAUCAGACAGAGCCACCUCCAGUGCCUCCUCCAUCACAGUGGAGAAUUUCGACAUGGACCACGUCAGCCGCAUGACCAGCCUGGCGGUGGCCGGCCAGGCCAGCAGAGACUCCAGCCGGGCCAGUUCUCCUCGAUUCGAGCCGCCAGACAAGCUUCACACCGAGCCCACGCUGCCAAUGCCUGAAAAGACACCGGGCCCUGCCAAGGACCGCGCGCUGGAGCAGCUCGUCCACAACAUGGAGAGGCUUUUUACUCGCUUUGCAGAUGUACAGCAGUGCCUGACAGAGAUCAGAGAUUAUACCCAGAAUGGCAAGAAGGCCCUGAGUGUCUACCCCAAUGCCUCUGAACCCCCCUACGUCAAUGUCACAUGCCAGAAGCAGUUAUCAGAAAAUGUGUUCAUUGACGAGCGGAGGCCAGUGCUGCUGUGUGAUGGGAAGCUUUGUCUGCAAGCCCUCCAAGACCUCUUCAACCUAACUAUCGUGGAGAUGAUGUAUGGUCCAUUGUGGAUUGUACUUGUGGCAGACGCAGACGGCUUUGUUCCUCUGACAUUCAAGCCCAAGGAGGAGCUCACAGUGCGGAACGGCAAGCGGAAAACUACCCUGCGGACUCCUGGGAGUCCAGAGACCUCUUGCCCAUCUAGUCCAGCCCCCGGCCAAAACUCCAACACGAGCACAGAGGCCUCAAUAUAGUGCUUCUUAACACACUCCUCAGUUUAAGGACUACAGCCAUAUCUCCAUUAUUUAAAUAUCAUUGAAUGGAUCCAAGUUCACAAUGCAGACAGAGCAAAAAACUCCCAUACACAAUAAGUUAUACGUCAUAUUUAUUUUUGUAUAUGAAAACAGUAGUGAUUUGAAAAGGGCUGCCUAUUCAGAUGUGAUGUUUACAAGUUGCUGCUUUGAGAUGAAAGCUUACCCGCAAGAAGUGACAUUUUACUUUUCUUUUUUGUUUUGACAAAAUACAGUGCAGUUGUUGUCCAAGUCAAACAUGUGUUCUGUUUUAAUCUGACUGUCCAGAUAUCCUGACACAAAAACCGACAUCGGCUAAUGUUUGAUGUAAAUGUUUUGUUUUGUAUUUGUUGAUACUGGAGAACAGCAGAAACCCCUCCACUAAUGAAAAUAAGGUGUAUGAUUCUGACUUCAUGUGUAAAAAACCAAAAAAAAAAACCUGGAUUAGCACUUUUAUGAUGAAUAGUCCCACUCAAAUGUUACAACUUAAUUUACCAACACUCCAUUAGUUGUUACAAAAAUAAAAAAUGUUCAUAAAAACACACUUGAAGCUCAUUUUCUCUUACGUUUGGAAUGCAACCAAUCUCAGUAACUUAACUGACCACAGGAGGGCGCAAUACUCAACAAAAACUUUCCUUUCAUGGCUGUAUAGUGCUGACAUGGAAGGUGGAAUAAUAUGCAGAGAAAAGUGUAUCUUUAAAUAUUAAAUUUUGCAUAACUAGUGUGCACUCCUUUGCAUGUUACUCAUUUUAUUUUGCUACCACCUCUUUAGCAAAGAAACACAACACACACAUUUAUUGUCUACCAGCCAACCUCUACAACAUUUAUUCAUUUCAUAUCAUCAACCCUUUG